AAAAAAAAGACGGGGCGCCACCUCGCUGCUGGCUGGUUCAUCGCCUCCUCUCUCUCUCUCUCUCUCUCUCUCAAUAGUUUUUACUGGCGACAUUCGUUGUUUUUUCUCUCUUUUCUUCUCCGGCCCCGGUCCUCUGGAAACGUUUCGGAGCUUCAAUGGCUGCUGCUGCUGCUUCUUCACUCGGUAUUCCGGCGAAGUUCUCGCCCUCUGGUGGCACGGUUUGCCCUCAGAUCUCUCAUUUCCGCCGUUCUUCUCAUGUUUCCGCGGCAGCUCGGACGGUUCAGAUCAGACCAAGCCUCGGCUCGCAUUGCCGUUGGAACGCCUCUUGUGCUUCCACGGGUUUUAGGGUCCAGGUUGCGUCUGUAGAGCGGGAAAGUGUUGUUGUUGCUCAGAAUGUAGAAGCUCCCAUCGUUGUAGUCACCGGCGCUUCCAGAGGAAUUGGGAAAGCUAUUGCGUUGGCUCUAGGAAAAGCUGGGUGUAGGGUCCUAGUAAACUAUGCAAGGUCAUCAAAGGAUGCAGAGGAAGUUUCUAAUGAGAUAAAGGCUUGUGGGGGCCAAAGUAUUACUUUUGGGGGUGAUGUUUCAAAAGAAGAAGAUGUACAAUCGAUGAUUAAAACUGCGACUGAUGCAUGGGGAACAGUUGAUGUAUUGAUAAACAAUGCAGGAAUUACACGAGAUGGGUUGUUAAUGAGAAUGAAGAAGUCCCAGUGGCAGGAGGUCAUUGAUUUGAAUCUCACUGGUUUAUUUCUCUGCACACAGGCUGUGGCCAAGAUUAUGAUGAAAAAGAAGAAGGGAAGAAUAAUCAAUAUAGCAUCGGUUGUUGGUUUGGUUGGCAAUGCCGGGCAAGCCAAUUAUAGUGCUGCAAAAGCUGGGGUGAUUGGCUUUACAAAGAGUGUCGCCAAGGAGUAUGCAAGCAGGAACAUCAAUGUAAAUGCUGUGGCUCCUGGGUUUAUUGCGUCUGAUAUGACAUCCAAGCUCGGAGAAGACAUUGAAAAGAAAAUUCUAGAGACAAUUCCACUAGGAAGAUAUGGCCAACCGGAGGAGGUUGCCGGACUAGUUGAAUUCUUGGCACUUAAUCCUGCAGCCAGCUACAUUACUGGACAGGUAAAUACCACAUUGGACCAUAUCUUGCUCCGACAAAGAAACAUGGCCAUUUUUAUAUUCCCAUUGUUCAAUUGACACUUCAUUUUUCAUCCUGCAGGUUUUCACCAUUGAUGGUGGAAUGGUAAUGUAGAGUAAUUUGAGAACCCCCACAACGCUUAUUGCUCUAUCUGGACAAAAUGUGCUGCAUGCAACGCAAGUUCCUGCUCUGAUGCUCUAUUUGGGGGUUAGUGUUUUUAUCAUUGGUUAUAUAAUUGAGCGUGAAGAACAAGGAUAGAAUUCGUCAGUGUCUAUCCAUUAAAAUCAAUAGAGCAAUGAAUAAUACUUAACACGAGAUGCAUAGUUUUAAAUAAAUUUUGUUUUUUGUCAUGAAUUGCUAGCUUAUCCAGCAAUGGAAGAUUAACUAUAGUGUUUUCUUGCUUUU
Messenger RNA from Malania oleifera, 1524 nucleotides. Its product is annotated as 3-oxoacyl-[acyl-carrier-protein] reductase, chloroplastic-like. Gene Ontology annotation, biological process: fatty acid biosynthetic process. The record is from RefSeq and is a predicted model, not a curated record. Bases 156 to 1178 code for a protein of 340 amino acids. Gene Ontology annotation, molecular function: NAD binding; 3-oxoacyl-[acyl-carrier-protein] reductase (NADPH) activity. Lineage: Eukaryota; Viridiplantae; Streptophyta; Magnoliopsida; Santalales; Ximeniaceae. The transcript is spliced from 10 exons.